Molecule: messenger RNA, 1803 nt
Organism: Pseudocercospora fijiensis CIRAD86
Lineage: Eukaryota; Fungi; Ascomycota; Dothideomycetes; Mycosphaerellales; Mycosphaerellaceae
Exons: 4
Coding region: 1-1302 (433 amino acids)
Biological process (GO): nucleophagy; autophagy of mitochondrion; protein localization to phagophore assembly site
Cellular component (GO): fungal-type vacuole membrane; phagophore assembly site membrane; extrinsic component of membrane
Molecular function (GO): phosphatidylinositol-3,5-bisphosphate binding; phosphatidylinositol-3-phosphate binding; protein binding
Source: RefSeq, a predicted model, not a curated record
AUGGCCGGUCUCAACUUUGUGACCUUCAACCAAGACCACAGCCUCUUGGCUGUCGCGACCACACGAGGACUACGAGUCUACAGCACAGACCCGUUCGAGCUCACAAACCAUUCCUAUGAAGAGGACAUAUCGCUGGUGGAACAGCUCUUCUCCACCUCGCUGGUGGCUAUGAUCCUGACUCCACGACUCUUGCGCAUAGUCAAUACCAAGCGAAAGCAGAAACAUUCGACAAUAUGCGAGCUCACAUUCCAUGGCAUGGUCGUUGCCGUCAAGAUGAACAGGAAGAGGCUGGUGGUCAUGCUGGAGGAGGUCGCGUUUAUAUAUGAUAUCAGCAACAUGAAGAUGCUACACCAGCAGAUGACACCCUUGAAUCCGGGAGGCAUUUGUGCAAUCUCGCCGAACUCAGAGAACAACUACAUGGCCAUACCGCACUACCAAAAGACGCCGCAGAACCCCGCCACACAGCCGUCGCAUGUGCCCAAAUCAAUAGUGAAGGAGUCGAUUAGUGGAGAUGUGCUAUUAUACGACCUCAACAGGAUGGAGGAAGUCACAGUCAUCCAAGCGCACCAGGCGCCUCUGUCAUACAUUGCGAUCAACAACGAUGGUACACUCAUGGCGACAUCCUCGGAGAAGGGCACGAUUAUUCGAGUCUUCUCAAUACCAGAUGCCAAGAAGCUAUACCAGUUCCGAAGAGGCAGCAUACCAGCACGAAUAUAUUGCAUGAGCUUCAAUGCCACCUCCACACUACUUUGCGUAUCAUCCGCAACCGAGACCGUGCACGUGUUCAAGCUUGCACCACCUUCGGCCAAUCCGAAUAGUAACGGGCGAAGGUUGAGCUCCCCGUCGACAUCGCCACGCCACGCCUCAUUCUCUCGAGACCGAAGCGAGAGCCCUUCGUAUUCUGAAGAUCAAGAUGCCCUGGACGGCGACCCAGUAGCUCUAUCCAAUGCCCCACAACCACGUCAGGCUGGAUUCAUGUCUUUGGUGAGGAGGACAUCGCAGAAUGUGUCGACUUCGCUCGUAUCAAGGGCCGCUGGAUACUUACCAUCUUCCGUUACUGAAAUGUGGGAACCACAGCGAGACUUCGCCUGGGUGAGGGUGCCUCGCGGUUCAAACGGACAGCCUGUGAGAGCUGUCGUGGCAAUGGCGAACAACGUUCCCCACGUCAUGGUCGCCACCAAUGAGGGCGAUUUCUACGUGUACAGCGUGGAUUUGGAAAGGGGUGGCGAGGGAACUUUGGUGAAGCGAUUUGAUGAGAUCCACGGUCUCAAAUACCGGAAGGGCCAGGACGGUGAUGAUUAGGAAUCUGACUGAAAGGCCCACCGGGAUGAAGCUUUUCGCCAUCACGGCGACGUUGUAGCGAGCAUUACAAAGGCCCUGCUGCGUCUGAACCUCAUUGGGUCGACUGCUUGCUGGCCAACACGAUCUCGAGCCGUUUACCAAAGACUGCGCAAUGACAGUCGUUUAGCGAUCUGAAUUGCAUUGAGACUCUCCUUUCUGAACUUCACACCAGUUUUGCAUUCACGAUCUGGAUACGGGAAAAGGCGAGCGGAAUGUUUGUGGACCAAUCUUAAUCACGAUGCUAUGCAAUGCAGCGUUCAUAGCGGCGGCGUCAGGUUCGGAGCAUUACCAUUCUGCAGACUCAGAAGGCGGCAAGAAGUUACGACUCGUUUUGUUUACCUCAGAAAAGCGCCUACUCUCGAAAUGCCAUAUGUCUCAAAGUAGCAUUUCAUCAUAGCGUAUGGAUAUUCGUAUCAGGUGCAAGAUCUCAAUUCGGAGCGAAAGCAAAUGAGGUUCCACUUC